Molecule: messenger RNA, 933 nt
Organism: Python bivittatus (Burmese python)
Lineage: Eukaryota; Metazoa; Chordata; Lepidosauria; Squamata; Pythonidae
Product: olfactory receptor 10A7-like
Biological process (GO): G protein-coupled receptor signaling pathway
Cellular component (GO): membrane
Molecular function (GO): G protein-coupled receptor activity; olfactory receptor activity
Source: RefSeq, a predicted model, not a curated record
AUGGAAGAAAUUUUGGAUUCAGAAAAAGGAAACCAGACGAGGAUCAGAGAAUUCAUCCUUCUGGGUUUUGGGAAUCUCCCUCAGCUACAGCCUCUCCUUUUCUGGUUCUUCUUGGUGAUAUAUCUGAUGACAGUAACUGGAAACCUCCUCAUCUUUAUCAUAGUUGUAGCUGAUCGAUACCUUCACAGCCCAAUGUACUUCUUCCUGGCAAAUUUGUCUUUCCUGGACACUUGCUAUAGUUGUAACUUGCUACCUAAAAUGUUGGCCAAUCUGCUGACUGGUGAGAAAACUAUUACUGUGAUUGGGUGCCUAGCCCAAUAUCAUUUUUUCUGUCUUUGUGGGACUACAGAAACAUAUAUUUUGACUGCAAUGUCUUAUGACCGCUUUCUGGCAAUUUGUAGACCUUUGCACUAUGCUUCUAUUAUGAAUAGGAAAUUCUGUUUCCAACUUAUGGUAGGGGCAUGGGUAAGCAGUUUAACAUUUAAUGCCAUUUUUGUAGCUCUCAUGACUCAAUUAUCCUUUUGUGGGCCUAAUGUCAUAGACCAUUACUUUUGUGACUUUCGUCCACUAGAGAAACUGUCCUGUACAGAUACCAGUCUCACUGAACUUUUCUCUUUUUGCAUAUCCAUUAUUUUUGUAGUUGUUCCAUUUCUUUUGAGCCUCAUUUCUUAUAUUUGCAUCAUUGCUACCAUCAUCAAAAUCCAGUCCACCAUUGGAAGAAAAGCCUUCUCAACCUGCUCCUCUCAUCUCAUGGUGGUUUGCCUCUUUUAUGGCACAUUAAUCAUUGUCUAUACUUUGCCAGAUAUCCCUUCCUUGAGACAAUUCAAUAAAAUCUUCUCCAUUUUCUAUACAAUGAUGACACCUUUAUUCAACCCCCUUAUCUAUACUUUGAGAAACAAAGAGUUAACUCCUGCCUCCCACUCUUACUGCUGA